This is a messenger RNA of Aspergillus calidoustus, 810 nucleotides long. The record is from the annotation of a GenBank genome assembly. Lineage: Eukaryota; Fungi; Ascomycota; Eurotiomycetes; Eurotiales; Aspergillaceae.
AUGGAUACGAACAUCGAGGCAGCCAGUUCACUGGACGACUUCAAUCCCCAGUCGCUAGAUCCAGAAGAGUUGGAAAAAACCUUGACUACCCUCAAGCAGCGGCUGCUCAAGACCGAGGCUGCAAAACUGUUGUUGCCUGCGAAAGAAUUUCCUUUCCCGCGCGGUGCGCUGGGGCGAUUGUCGAAUUUGCUUAAUCUGGUCUUCAAGUCUGAGAAGAGGCACGAACCGAAACUUGCAGCUAUCAGGGAAUUAGAUCCUGUAUCUCUGAUCAUUUGUGGUCUCUGUCUUACCCAGAAGGCCGUCGAUAUCAUGCGGAAGGAGCUUUUUGACGUAUUGCUCGAACAAGCCAUAAUUGCUUCCCAAGCUAUGGUCAAGAUUAUUAUGAAGAGUGAGGAAAUAAACAAGGUGGUUUUAACCUCAUCAGUCGACGAAGAUUUCUUAAAUAGCAAGUACUCUGCUCGUUCUCAUCCCGAAGACGCUAACAAGACUACAGACUACGGUAGUUUGAGACGAGGUGUUAACGGUUCAAUACGGCCCAGCCUUCAAUACUCCCUCAACGGCAGCCCAUCGUGGUGCUAUUCUAAGAUCAUAAAGCAGGAACCGGGCCAGACAAUGUUUCCUCGUUUGCUUACCAAAUCCGCUCGUGGAUAUGUCACGGCGUUCCUGCCAUCAGAAGAAUCUACGGAUGGACUGAUCAGGGUUAUGACUAUGUUUGACCAGACCAUCCUGCGAAUGUUGUUCGGUUGCGCAGAGACUGGCACAAUGGCUGCUGGUAGGUUGCUCAGGCUAUCACAAGUAAACAUGCGCUGA